Truncatella angustata is the source of this 660-nucleotide messenger RNA. RefSeq lists its product as uncharacterized. The transcript has a single exon. Lineage: Eukaryota; Fungi; Ascomycota; Sordariomycetes; Amphisphaeriales; Sporocadaceae. Bases 49 to 660 code for a protein of 203 amino acids. The record is from RefSeq and is a predicted model, not a curated record.
GGUUGGCAGCCAAGGGGCGGUGCCUGUGAAUCCCUUCACCAUGCGGGCAUGGUAGACUACCACAGCCCAUCACCUCGUCUUUCGUUCAACCUUGAAUCAUUUAAAGGGGCCAUUCCCCCCCUGAGAAUCUACCAUCAUGAACUUUCUCGACUCGCCUUCACAAACAAAAAAUCCACAUGGCGACAUUGCCAGCUCAUCAAGAUGUCGCCAGAUGUUCACCGUCCCCAAAAAUUAUGCCGCCACCAGUCACACCUAUGCGUACUUCUCAGCACUCUCGUUACUAUCUUCAUCGCUACAAUCAGGUUUGCCAUAUCUGUGGACAAGACACCUCCCGAGAGAGCAGAUAGCAGCCACGAUUGCGGACGCAACGACGACCCAGUAUUUUGGCAGCUCGUUAUCAGCAUUGUAUUUCAAAAUUCUCUGUUUCUGAUUACUCUCAUAUUGAUAAUGAAUCAUCUGAGGGGCUCCAUCAAUCUCAACAUCGUCGGCUUCUACGGAUGUGUUGGAGUGAGCGUUUUCGCACAGACCGCCGGGGUAAUCGUGUAUGCUACUGCCUGCAGCAGCGAGGCCUUGCAGACAGGUGUGUCGUUGGGUUCUCUGGCGAAUAUCAUGGUACAUGCAGCACUUGUCCAGCUGUUGGUGUCAAUGGGAAUAAAGUAG